Molecule: messenger RNA, 1770 nt
Organism: Branchiostoma floridae (Florida lancelet)
Lineage: Eukaryota; Metazoa; Chordata; Leptocardii; Amphioxiformes; Branchiostomatidae
Exons: 4
Coding region: 246-725 (159 amino acids)
Molecular function (GO): protein dimerization activity
Source: RefSeq, a predicted model, not a curated record
UCCCAUCAUUCGUAGCGACGCCCGAAAGUAUCAACACCGUGGCGGCGGCGCCGUUUCUGAUUUGCAACAACUCGUGUAUUUCUGGCGUUUUUUCCUCUGUCUCGCGAUCUCAAUCUAUCAGGACAUCCCCAGCAUAUAUACAAAUAUAACCUACUGUGCAGUCUAAAACAGUCUAUUUUCCCCUCGCACGGACUGUUAUUCAGUUGAACGUGCAUCUUGGCGGUGGUCCUGGCCACACCGUCACUAUGUGCGACUCUGCCUCCAGUUCACGAAGCGGGCGGCCGAAGCGGACCUGCACGCGGGGUAAGACGUACGUGGACCCGGCUGACGCGGAGGAGGCGCACGAGGAGCGGAGACUGACGGCCAACCUAAAGGAGCGGCACCGCGUGCAGGUCGUCAACACGGCGUACGCCAACCUCAUGGGGAAGCUGCCGCCGCCGCUCAUGCACGCCAUGUUCCAAGGAAAGAAGAUGGUGACCAAAGUGGACAUCCUGAACGCGGCUGGACACUACAUCCACAACCUGCAGGUCAUCAUGUCCAGGUUACACCAGGUCCCUGAGAGCGGAGGUGAAAGUUCAGACCGCCCGAGCGACUCCAGCUCCGGCACCAGUGACCGGUCGACUCCAUCCGGUGAUGAGAACCUCCUCAGCGUGUUCGAGAACCUGACCAAGGCAGACGACAAGGAGACAACUGAAAACGAUCAGGACUUGACAACAUCCGACUAGCCGAUUGCUACACCCUCCUCACUGUUGACUGAUGUCAUGUAGGGAACAGAGAAAGAUGAAGCUUUGGUGACAGACUUAACACACUAGCUGGGUGUCCUAGAAGUAACAUAUGUGUCUACUGGAUCAUACCCUGGGACAGGACGAUACCCAGUAGCCUGGGCACCACCCGAUUUCUACCGGGGUUCCUUACACUCUCAACCCUAGACUGCUAUAAAAACUUUUUAGGGUAGCAAGUGCAAUGAGCCCGGUAAAAAUUGGACGGUACCCGGGCUAGAUACGAGUACGCGGGGACGGCAGGCGGUUUCCUCGGCGGCUCAAUGCAGUCUGCCCGCCAGUCUAUCUUUAGUAGCGCUCCUGGGAGAUUUAGCCUGAGGGAGUUUUGCCCGCCCCUGGUAAAGGAAAGGGCAGCGAAAACUCAUUCGGACUUUAACUCCCCGAAUUGCCAACUUUAGUUCGGCGGGCAGACUCUGUUGGGCCGCCGAAUAAGCUGUUUGGCUGCCCGGUCCGGUCUGAUAUCCAGAGUAACUGGAUCAGUUUGCAAUAGUUUUGUUUAUAGACUGUCGUUGAAGGUGGAAAGGAAAGUCAGUUAUAUUUCUAAAACAUGUUACUGUUUAUUGUCAUUUUACAAAGUUUAACGUGUUACAAUCAUGCAAAAACAAGUAGAAGAAGAAAGUUUUACGAGUUCGUUUUGUUAUCAAGACGUAGCAACAAUCAGGAAAACAAGUUGUUUAAAUUGCACUGCGUUACGUUCAAGACUUAGAGAUAUAUGCGCAUGCACCUUUCCAUUUCACUUAAUAAUAAUGGCGAAUAGACAGACACACACUAACGCACGCGUUUUGAGACCUUAGAAAAGAUAGCUAGAUGCAGAUAAGGUAACAAUCAAGGAAACGCAUGUUUGAAUUUCACUCUGUUAUAUUUAGAUACCUUAAAGAGAUAGAUGCACUUCUAGAAAUUAUGCUCAGACACUUCGAGACUGUAGGGUUACACAAAGGUUGCUGAAUUAUAUAAUCAUGUUGUAUACAAUAAAGUUCGGGUUUCAUUAGUU